UGCAUCCCCAUCCCCCACACGGUGGCCGUCUCUUCGGGUGAAAGCUGUCUUCCCUGCGCCACUGGUCCGACAAAACGCUGCUGUAGCAGAGCCAGUCAGUCCGCACCGACCUGAGGCAGAGCACACAACACGGGAGAGAGCACGUACGCACACGGGGAAUCAUUUUUUUGUUCGACCGAGUGGCUUUGAUUUGCAUAUCCACUUCCACUCCUUCCUCAUUUGCAUACAGCAAGAAUGGCGAGCGGGCAUCCCACAGACAAAUUCAGUUUCAUGUAUCAACCAGACACGCACAAGAGCAAGAACAGGUUAUCUUCAGCUAUGAAUCCAGUCUACAGCCCCGUUCAGCCUGGCACCCCAUAUGGAAACCCUAAGAACAUGGCCUUCACAGGGUAUCCAGGAGGGUAUCCUGCCACGGCUCCCACCUAUACACCCAACCUCUAUCAAACAGGCAGUCCUGGGUAUCCACCAGGAUAUACUUCAGCAGGCACCCCGUACAAAGUGCCCCCCACUCAGUCAAAUGGAGCGCCCCCUCCCUACACCCCGACCCCCACUCCAUACCCGACAGCCAUGUACCCCAUCCGCAGUGCCUACCCUCAGCAGAACAUAUACGCACAGGGAGCGUACUAUACCCAGCCAGUGUAUGCGGCUCAGCCACAUGUGAUCCAUCACACCACCGUGGUGCAGCCUAACAGCAUCCCCUCCACAGCCCUCUACCCUGCCCCCGUCCCUGUACCUGCCCCUCGCAACAACGGCAUGGCUGCCAUGGGGAUGGUAGCUGGGACAACCAUGGCCAUGAGUGCAGGGACCCUGCUGACAACGCCCCAGCACCCCCAGAUUGGAGGACACCCAGUUACUGUGCCAACCUACAGGCCCCAAGGGACACCUGGGUACAGCUACGUACCGCCUCACUGGUAGAGCCCACCCAUGAUAUCUGGAGUUCACCAUCGUAUGCAACUGCUCAAAUCUUACACGGGCUCCCACUGGUAACCAUGGGAACCCGGCACCUGUCUGCAAGAACAAAACUAAAGUGCAACAGCCACUUUACUAUUAUUGUUAUUGUUAGUAUGCGACAUUCUCUAACGUUUUUACAAAAGCUGCUUUUUUUUUUUUUUUUUUUUUUUUCUCUCUGUUCAUUUGCCAACCAGUCAUUACCUUAUUUUGUAUGGCUCUUUGAUUUUUAUUAUUUGAUUUCCUCAUUUUUCUCUUGAAGUGUCUGUCAUUGGAACUCCAGAAGGACUCUUGACCAAUCACGGGUGUCAGUUGCUCCUGUUUCUAUGUUGUGCUGGUGUAUGUGUGGUCCUUCCUGCUGCUGCUCAGUUGGCUGGAAAAUAUCGGGCACUUAUUCCUCAUCAUCAUCAUCAUUAUCAUCAUCUCCGUCAGUCACUACAAAGACUUAUUGACUUAUGCUGCCAAAUUUCUUACAACUAGAUAUCAGCACAGGGUUUUAACAUAAUUAGCGUUUUAAUUUUUGCAGGUUAUUUAAUUUUUUUUUAUUUUUUUUUUGAUAUUCUUUCUUUAAACCACACUCAACUGAAUUCCCUUUUCUCUGUAGACUUUUUCUUUCUUACCUUUGUUCUUCCUUCCUCUUUAUCCCUUUUUUUAUCCGCUUUGUUUCAUUUUCAGUUGAAUCUUAGUCGUCUUCCAGCCACGUAGCUAUCUGUCCGGCAGUAGUCAGUUCAUCAUUCCUGUUGUUAUGUCUCCGUGUGGGUGCUUUGUUGCGAUGAGCAGAGCACUUACUGACCAUUACCUAUCGUGCUGCGUGUCCCACUGUGUCCGCAUUCGCAUAACACACACUAUGAAAACGUUGCCUACUUUAUGCUACAUACUAUGCAGGCUAGUAUGUUGUGACACUAUCGGAAUCUUAAACUUAGCGUAGGUCAAUGCAUUUUAAAAAAUGUAAGGAUAUUUAUAAUUAUCAGCAUGGGCAGUCGUGCACACUCUCUCUAUCUCUAACACACACACACACACAUAUAUAGGGGCUCCUGUAUGUGUUGGAAAACAUGAUCACUUAGUGGCACUUACUGUAAAAUACUCCCAGUUCAAACACACAAACACACACACACACACACACACACACACACACACACACACACACACACACACACUACA
Molecule: messenger RNA, 2109 nt
Organism: Epinephelus moara (kelp grouper)
Lineage: Eukaryota; Metazoa; Chordata; Actinopteri; Perciformes; Serranidae
Gene: fam168a
Product: family with sequence similarity 168 member A
Exons: 8
Coding region: 235-915 (226 amino acids)
Biological process (GO): positive regulation of base-excision repair
Source: RefSeq, a predicted model, not a curated record